AUGGGAAAUCAAGAAGCCUGCUGUUCUGAGAAGAAGGUGUGGUUGACUUUUCUAGAUGUGAUUGCGAUAACAGGCCCAAACUCAAAUUACAUCCCAGAGAACCAGCAUCAAAGCGUGGCAGUGUGGCGUGAAGAUUUCCCCCAGCGUGACGGCAUGCAGACGGGGCGGACCCCAGCUCCGGCCCCCUCGGACCGCCGUAUCUACACUACAAUCAUCUAUGAGGGGGGCAACUGCUCACUUCAGUUCACAAUAGUGAAUAAACAGUGGUUAAAGACAGGCACUCUGGAGGUUGAUGAAUUGGCGCUUGCAUGCAGGGACAACACACUAAACCCUUUCAUGUCUCUGUCUGAUCUCUCGUCCCUGCCCUGCUUCAGACAGAUAGAGAGAAAUAGACCGCUGCUCCAUGAGUUUCCUACAUAUGACGACUACCUGGGAUUGGGCGAGCUCCCGGAGACCUUUCCCUCUGACCCGCCAGAGCCCCUCCCACACUUCCUGUUGGAGCCAGAAGAGGCGUACAUCGUCAAGAACAAACCCGUCAACCUCUACUGCAAAGCCACGCCUGCCACGCAGAUUUACUUCAAGUGCAACAGCGAGUGGGUCCAUCAGAAAGAGCAUACGGUGGAAGAGCGCGUGGACGAGACGUCCGGUCUAGUGGUUCGAGAAGCCAUCAUCGAGAUCACCCGUCAGCAGGUGGAGGAACUCUUUGGGCUUGAGGAUUUCUGGUGUCAGUGUGUCGCCUGGAGCUCAGCCGGAACCACCAAAAGUCGCAAGGCCCAUGUGCGCAUCGCCUAUCUCAGGAAGACGUUCGAUCAGGAGCCGCUGGGGAAGGAAGUGUCACUGGAACAGGAAGUGCUUCUGCAGUGCCGCCCACCUGAAGGAAUACCUGCAGCUGAGGUUGAGUGGCUGAAAAACGAAGAGGUUAUUGACCCUGCGGAUGACCGAAACUUUUACAUCACCAUCGACCACAACCUGAUCAUCAAACAGGCCCGUCUGUCCGACACUGCCAACUACACCUGCGUGGCUAAGAACAUCGUGGCCAAGCGGCGAAGCACCACAGCGACCGUCAUAGUUUACGUGAAUGGAGGCUGGUCUACAUGGACAGAAUGGUCCGUUUGUUCGAGUCGCUGUGGGCGGGGCUAUCAGAAGAGGACCAGAAGCUGUACCAACCCGGCUCCCUUGAAUGGAGGAGCAAUCUGUGAGGGUCAAGCCAUCCAGAAACUGGCCUGCAACCCCCUGUGCCCGGUGGACGGCCUGUGGACCGAGUGGAGUAAAUGGUCGCCGUGCGGUACGGAAUGCACCCACUGGAGACGCAGAGAGUGCGGCGCGCCCGCCUCCAAAAACGGGGGCAAGGACUGCGAGGGAACCGUUCUCCAGUCCAAGAAUUGUACGGAUGGGCUCUGUAUGCAGAGUUCCUUAUUUCAGAAGUCCUCAGAACCCAAAGACGAGAGCAAUGCUCUACCUCACCCAUCGGCUCCCAGCACAGAUGAUGUGGCCCUGUACGUGGGUAUCGUCAUCGCUCUCAUCAUGUGUUUGGUCAUCUCCGUCAUUGUGGCGCUCUUCGUGUACCGGAAGAACCAUCGGGACUUUGACUCUGACAUCAUGGAUUCGUCGGCGCUCAAUGGAGGAUUUCAGCCUGUGAACAUCAAGACUGCUCGGACAGCUGAUCUUCUGACGGCACCUCCUGACCUGACGUCAGCCGCGGCCAUGUACAGAGGGCCCGUUUACGCCCUCCACGACGUCGCCGAUAAAAUCCCCAUGACCAACUCUCCUCUGCUCGACCCGCUGCCCAACCUGAAGAUCAAAGUGUACAACUCGUCCGGGAUGGUGACGCCGCAAGAGGUCUUCUCCGACAUCUCGUCCAAACUCUCGCCCAAACUCCUGCACAAUCUGAUCGACAACGACACCAUCAGUCGACGCACGCAGACUCUGGCACGAUCUCGGGACCCCUCGUGCGCUGCGUUCGGUUCCUUUAAUUCCCUCGGAGGGCAUCUGAUCGUCCCAAAUUCAGGAGUGAGCUUGUUGGUGCCAGCGGGUGCCAUCCCUCAGGGCCGGGUGUAUGAGAUGUUUGUGACCGUUCACAGGAAGGAGAGCAUGAGGCCACAGGUGGACGACACACAGACUGUUCUGAGUCCAGUGGUCAGCUGUGGUCCUCCUGGGGCUCUCCUGACCCGACCCGUCAUCAUCACCAUGCACCAUUGUGCCGAGGCCGACAGCGAGGACUGGCUCAUACAGCUGAAGAGCCAAUCACAGCAGGGCCAGUGGGAGGAUGUGGUGGUUGUCGGCGAGGAAAACUUCACCACCCCCUGCUACAUUCAGAUGGAUGAAGAGGCGUGUCACAUCCUCACAGAGACGCUAGGCACGUACUGUUUGGUGGGGCAGUCCGUGAGCGCCGCCACCACCAAAAGACUGAAUCUGGCCAUCUUUGGGCCCGUGAGCUGCACGGUGCUGGAGUACAACAUCAGAGUCUACUGCCUGGAUGACACACAGGACGCGCUGAAGGAAGUUCUUCAGAUGGAGAAGCAGAUGGGCGGGAAGCUUCUGGAUGAACCAAAGUCUCUGAACUUUAAAGACAGCACUCACAACCUGCGUCUGUCCCUGCACGACGUCCCUCACACCCAGUGGAAGAGCAAACUGCUGGCUAAAUACCAGGAGUUGCCGUUCCAGCAGGUGUGGAGCGGAUCUCAGCGGAACCUCCAGUGCACUUUCACUCUGGAGCGAUUCAGUUCGAGUACGCUGGAGCUCGCCUGUAAACUGUGUGUGAGGCAAGUGGAAGGUGAAGGCCAGAUAUUCCAGCUCAACACCACCCUGUCUGAGGACUCUCAGUGCAUUGACACGUCUCUUCUGGACCCGGCCAGUAACAUCACCACACUGGUGGGUCCAAACGCUUUCCGGAUCCCUCUGUCCAUCCGACAAAAGCUGUGCGGGAGUCUAGACGCCCCUCAGACCCGCGGCAACGACUGGAGGAUGCUGGCCCACAAACUCAACCUGGACAGGUAUCUGAACUAUUUUGCGACCAAGUCGAGUCCGACCGGGGUGAUUUUGGACCUUUGGGAGGCGCAGCACUUUCCAGACGGCAAUCUGAACCGGCUGGCCGCGGUGCUGGAGGAGAUGGGUCGCCAUGAAAACAUCGUGCCCAUGGCAACCGAGCACUGACACCUGUCCGUGGUGCCGGGCACAGGAAGCUCUGGGAGGCGAGGGCCAGUCACAGCGGGUGGCACAGAACAGCAGCCAGAUCACUGUGACAUGAGCAGACCUGCUCGAACCGUCCGCUUUUCUGUUUCUUAAAACAACUCGACUCGAAGUCUAAAAAUCUAAAGGAAAGAGGAAAUAAAGACGCCCUGCCGUCUGUACGACCCUGGUUACAGUUGUUUGCUUUUCUAUUCGUCAAAUCAGUUUCUUAGGAAACGGGACUUCUGCUGUCCAGAUACUGGACCCCCAUCCCCUUUACCGGACGUGUGAUGGGAUAAUCAGAACAGGAAGUGGGAGUGGCCUACAGACAGGCAGGGCCGUGUGCUUUUACAUUAAUGCGUUUCAUUUUCCUCAUUGUUUUACUUUUUUGGAAUGGAAACAUUUUUAAACUUCUUUUAUUUAUACUUGUUGUUUUAUUUCACUCUCUUGGUUUUAUGUAUUUGAUUCGUUAUUGGUUAUUUUGUGUUUUAAUUGAGUGCUGGUUUGCUAUUGGCCAUCAACGUGGAUUGUUUUACAGCACCACCCAGUGGACAGAACCCACAACUACACUCUUGUGCUAACACACAGCUUUCUGUAUAUAUGCAUUCACAACAUUGUAAAGUUGAUCAGUGUUAUUAUUCUUAACGAUGAGCAUUUUCUUUAUAGCGUUUUGACCCGUAUCUAACUGCGAUUUCGACAAAAAAAAGAAACUCAAGAUGUUUCAGCAAAGAUUGUGCCGUUUUGUAAAUCUUCACUUGUCCUGGAUGUUGACACCUGCUGCUUUGGAUCAGAAACACGAAGGAGAAGUUCUGGAAGCCAUUUCAGGAAAACAUAUUGGCCAGAGUUCUCUCGUCUUCACCGCCAUCGGCUCGAUUAUGUUCAAGGUCCAGAUCUGAUGUUGGUUUUGCUGAGUUUAGGGCACGUGGACUGUUGUGACUUUACAGGACAGCAACAUUUGUGUGGAGAGAGACACAGAGAGAAUGAGACGCACUGAGACGUGUGUGAGAAACGCUGGAUGCAUGUGACUGUACUGAUGUAUCCGCUGCAGUUAAAAAAGUAUAAUAAUUGUAAAAAAAAGAAAAAUAGCCAUUUGAGUGUUUGCAAUUUACAGCGCGUCUCUGUUCACCGUCAUUUUCCUUGUACAAGUUGUCCAACUUUCUAAAGCUGUCUAUGCAAAUCCUGCAUCCUUUGUAAAACAAAUGCUACAUACUAAAAACCGCUAGCAGUUGCUUUCCAUAGUUAUCAUACGAUGAUUAUAUUUAUAGUGAGGAUGUUACUUAUUCUUUUAUGGCACGUACAUGAUGUAAUUUGCAAACGCUUGCAUCUCUGUGGAGUUUCUGUACAAAAUGUAAGAAAGAAUUUUUAAACAAGUAAUAAAUUAUAUUUAUAUGCAACACUGAAUUUGGGUGUCU
Molecule: messenger RNA, 4580 nt
Organism: Triplophysa rosa
Lineage: Eukaryota; Metazoa; Chordata; Actinopteri; Cypriniformes; Nemacheilidae
Gene: unc5cb
Product: unc-5 netrin receptor Cb
Exons: 18
Coding region: 1-3153 (1050 amino acids)
Biological process (GO): netrin-activated signaling pathway
Cellular component (GO): membrane
Molecular function (GO): protein binding; netrin receptor activity
Source: RefSeq, a predicted model, not a curated record